UUUCUUGGCAGUACGGAAGUGGAACAGCCCAAAGGCACCGAAGUCGUGAGAGAUGCCGUUAGGAAGCUGAAGUUCGCAAGGCAUAUCAAAAAAUCUGAAGGACAAAAAACACCAAAGGUUGAAUUACAAAUCUCAAUAUACGGAGUGAAAAUCCUAGAUCCAAAAACAAAGGAAGUCCAACACAAUUGCCAGCUCCAUAGGAUAUCAUUUUGUGCUGAUGAUAAAACCGACAAAAGGAUAUUCACUUUCAUAUGCAAAGACUCUGAGUCAAACAAACAUUUGUGCUACGUCUUUGACAGUGAAAAGUGUGCAGAAGAGAUAACUUUAACAAUUGGGCAAGCGUUUGAUCUGGCUUACAGGAAAUUUCUGGAAUCGGGCGGAAAGGACGUGGAGACGAGAAAACAGAUUGCAGGGUUACAGAAAAGAAUUCAGGAACUAGAAACAGAAAAUAUGGAGCUUAAAAAUAAAGUACAAGAUUUAGAGAACCAACUAAGGAUAACCCAAGUAAAUUCAUCGCCCGCAGGCAGUGUGACACCUAAAUCACCCUCCACUGACAUCUUUGAUAUGGUCCCCUUUUCUCCCAUGUCCCCCCAGUCAUCAACACCUACUCGCAAUGGCACGCAGCCUCCGCCAGUGCCCAGUAGAUCUGCAGAGAUCAAGAGAGACCUUUUUGGAGCAGAACCAUUUGACCCUUUUAGCUGCGGAGCCGGAGAUUUCCCUCCAGACAUUCAGUCCAAACUAGAUGAGAUGCAGGAGGGGUUCAAAAUGGGACUGACUCUGGAAGGCACCGUAUUCUGCCUUGAUCCCUUAGACAGCAGGUGCUGAUGCAAGAACGGAAAUUUGGAAUAAUUACACGAUCAAUUUUUUUAAAACAGGAAAAAAAGUUCGGAAAAUGUAUUACAAAAAAAAAAAAAAGAACUGUUAAUGUGCCAAAAAUUGUUUUUCAGCCUGUUCAAUUUUUUUUGGUGAGGUUUUCGUUCUGUAGAACUCCAAAAAGGCUCCAGUAUUAGCCCUGUACAAAUGUAAAGAGCCUCACUUGUAUAUGAAACCUCCAUGACUUCGUGCUGCUUCUUUGCUACACCUGGUGCUGCAGGGAUUUCUUUCCAUCCGUACCGCUUCUGUGUCGGUAGACCACAUCCUUUGGAACUGUUAUUGGAAACGGUCACAUUUUGAACUCACAGUUCCCUCACUUGGGUCUUAAUGAACCGUCGGGUCAUUUUCACCAUGUUGCCAGCCGUUACUUAAAUACCCCAGAAUUGGAACUUCCACUGCACAUGACUGCAAAUGCCUCAUAAUAAUGUCCCAUUAUUGGUUCUGACACAGCCUGGGCCUCCAGAACUGCAAAAUGCUCCAUUCACGCUGCCCCUGUUCAUCGUCGGGACUGGAUUUUGUGCGUGAACAUUGUUCGGCGUGGGAACGAACAGAAGCAUAUGUGUGUGUCGGAUUCGUUGGAUUGGUGUGUAGUCGCCCUGUUGACAGGACACAAACAUACCAGUCAAUCUUUGUCAAAUCUGAAUGCUUUGAUCGAUAACUGCCCUCAAACAACCGCAGCGGUAAUGUUUGAAAAGGUCAAAUGACCAGCGCUUCUGGUUCGAUAUGCUAAGUUUGUUUCACGAUCCACAGUAUGUUUGUAAUUGGUGGGACUUGUUUCAAACAACUACGUUUGUGUGGUAAGGAAUGGUCUGUUUUCACCCAUAUCUUAACAUGGAAGCAUGCCUGUAGACCUAAGCAAGUUUAGGAUUGGGACCUACCACCCCACUCCUCAGGAGUUUAUUUGGAAGUCCUGUUGUAUUCAGGAAAGUUUAAUUCAUAAUAUACAUGAGGAGAUCUCUUUAGCUAUGUUAAGCUACUGUCUGUCAUGGGAAGCCACUCUCCCCGGACACACCCCUAGGAUUUCGUUUACCUAAACCAUGAGAGAAAGCCCUGAGAUUUAUGAAGAAAAGCCUUCUGUGGAAUUUUGUGGUUGCACUCAUUGGGAUGUCAGCAGCCUAGAGAAUGGUCUCAGGGCACACGAUCCAAUUCUACAUUGAAGAAAAUCAGAUUUACAGAGCCGUCUUAUGCGGAGGUACACCUUUCUAAGUCCAUUUUAUGAGCCCAGGAGAACUCAGCAAAUCAGCACCUUCUGGUGGUACCCGGCCACAGGGAUGUCCGUCUUGCCUCAACCAGGGCCAGGGCUUUUUCGUCCG
This is a messenger RNA of Gekko japonicus, 2186 nucleotides long. RefSeq names its product GULP, engulfment adaptor PTB domain containing 1 (gene GULP1). The transcript is spliced from 8 exons. The annotation marks the transcript as partial. The record is from RefSeq and is a predicted model, not a curated record. NCBI's taxonomy places the organism in Eukaryota, Metazoa, Chordata, Lepidosauria, Squamata, Gekkonidae.